UUUACUGUUCGUCCCUAUGUUGACCCAAUAAUCAAAUAAGUUCACUCCAUGUUAACCUUUAAUUGGAUUCGUUCAAAUCAAACCAAUUAUAAAAAGUGAUCAUAUGAGCAGAAUUGGAAAUUUCAUUUCAUUUUAUUGUUUUUAAUCAUCAAAGCUUAAAUAUAUGUAUACUUGGUCUUACUGCUUUUUUAACUUCACAUGUUUAUCUGUAUCAUCCUUUGGUUGAACAGCACAGGGACCUGAAACGCUUAUUCUUGUCUGCAUUCUAUCAUGUGGGUGAAUCUCACUUGGUCUACAACAUGAUGUCACUCUUAUGGAAGGGGAUCCAACUGGAAACCUCUAUGGGAAGCACUGAAUUUGCCUCCAUGGUUGUUGCAUUGGUUGGCAUGUCCCAGGGUAUAACGUUGCUGUUAGCCAAAUCUCUUCUUUUGAUUUUUGACUACGACAGACCUUAUUACUUUGAAUCUGCUGUUGGAUUUUCUGGUGUUCUCUUUGCCAUGAAAGUUAUCCUCAAUUCUCACUCAGAAAACUAUACUAAUGUAUAUGGAUUCAUAGUCCCAGCCCGUUAUGCUGCUUGGGCAGAAUUGAUUCUUAUCCAGAUGUUUGUACCUGGUGUCUCAUUUCUUGGCCACCUUGGUGGUAUCCUUGCUGGGAUUCUCUAUUUGAAGUUGAAGACUGGGUAUUCAGGUUCAAACCCGCUGACAAUGUUCAUUAGAGGUGUUACUGGUGCAUUGAGAUGGCCUUCAAGGUUUGUACGGUAUUUGUUUCGACGACAGAGGAUUUCUGGUAGGGGAACUGUUGGUCGGACUCACACCAGAGGUACUUUACCCAGCACAUGGAGAUGCCAAGCAUGUACGUUUGAUAAUUCUGGCUGGUUAAACAUGUGUGAGAUGUGUGGAACAAAUCGAAGUGGCAAUGAAUUGCCAUCUGACUCUGGAGUCAUUUCCUUGGAAGAAUUACGCCGUAGAAGAGUUGAAAGAUUUGGUUGACAAUCUUUCUCCAUUGACUUAAUGGGGUGAUUCUGACUUACCAACCUUUGUAAAAAGAUACAGUUGCAAUAACCAUUGCAAAUCAUGCUGCUGAGAGAGUUUCAUGUGAAUCUAGUUUUCCCCUUCAUUCCUAUGGAUCCUUAUUUGAUUGCUGCUCCGAAAUAGUUAUGUUUGACUUUGUCAAGUCUGUCAUGUUGGCUACCUAAUUUGGCUGAUCAUUUUUGGUUUAGUGGUAAUAUGUCGUGAACUUUGGUAUGU
Molecule: messenger RNA, 1247 nt
Organism: Pistacia vera
Lineage: Eukaryota; Viridiplantae; Streptophyta; Magnoliopsida; Sapindales; Anacardiaceae
Product: rhomboid-like protein 14, mitochondrial
Exons: 1
Coding region: 300-989 (229 amino acids)
Cellular component (GO): membrane
Molecular function (GO): serine-type endopeptidase activity
Source: RefSeq, a predicted model, not a curated record